This is a messenger RNA of Sesamum indicum (sesame), 1732 nucleotides long. RefSeq names its product eukaryotic translation initiation factor 3E (gene EIF3E). Gene Ontology annotation, cellular component: cytoplasm; eukaryotic translation initiation factor 3 complex. Gene Ontology annotation, molecular function: protein binding; translation initiation factor activity. The record is from RefSeq and is a predicted model, not a curated record. NCBI's taxonomy places the organism in Eukaryota, Viridiplantae, Streptophyta, Magnoliopsida, Lamiales, Pedaliaceae.
AUUAUCAUAGAAUCCCUUCAAAGACGCCACAAAACCCUAAUACCCAAACCCAAAUCUACUAGCAGCAACGUUCGCCCAUCCGCUGCAGGGCUACUGAUCCAAGUCUCCCGGCGCCACCAGAACAUCCGCAUCAAUCAACUCCGCUGAAACGAGAAAGCUAGGAAAUGGCGUCGAAGUACGACUUGACGCAGCGGAUAGCGCCGCAGUUGGACCGGCAUCUGGUGUUCCCACUUCUUGAAUUCUUGCAGGAGAGAGGUUUGUACCCCGAGGAAGAUCUUUUGAAGGCGAAAAUUGAGCUUCUUAACAAUACGAACAUGGUCGAUUAUGCUAUGGACAUUCACAAAUCCCUCUACCGAUCCGACGACGUUCCCACCGAAAUGGUGGAAAGGAGAGCUGAGGUGGUGGGUAGGCUUAAGGCAUUGGAAGAGGCAGCAGCUCCUUUGAUUACAUUUCUGCAGAAUCCUAAUGCAGUUCAGGAAUUGAGGGCUGACAAACAGUACAAUCUUCAGAUGCUUAAUGAUCGCUAUCAGAUUGGUCCAGAUCAGAUAGAAGCGUUGUAUCAAUAUGCCAAAUUCCAGUUUGAAUGUGGAAACUACUCUGGUGCUGCUGAUUACUUGUAUCAGUACAGGGCCUUGUGCACCAAUAAUGAAAGGAAUUUAAGUGCAUUAUGGGGAAAGCUAGCAGCAGAGAUAUUGAUGCAAAAUUGGGAUAUCGCACUAGAGGAGCUUAACCGCUUGAAGGAAAUUAUUGACUCUAAGAGUUUCUCUUCUCCGUUGAAUCAAGUGCAGAGUAGAAUAUGGCUAAUGCAUUGGAGUUUGUUUAUCUUCUUCAACCACGACAAUGGAAGAACACAGAUUAUUGACUUGUUUAAUCAGGACAAGUAUCUGAAUGCAAUUCAAACAAAUGCACCUCAUCUUUUACGUUACCUGGCAACUGCUUUCAUUGUCAACAAAAGGAGGCGGCCUCAAUUUAAGGAAUUUAUAAAGGUGAUCCAGCAAGAGCAGUACUCUUAUGAAGAUCCCAUUACUGAGUUUUUGGCUUGUCUAUACGUCAACUAUGAUUUUGAUGGGGCUCAUAAAAAGAUGAAAGAAUGUGAAGAAGUGAUAUUGAAUGACCCAUUUCUUGGGAAGCGAGUUGAAGAAGGAAACUUUACCUCCAUACCAUUAAGAGAUGAGUUCCUUGAAAAUGCACGCCUUUUCAUCUUUGAGACCUAUUGCCGUAUUCAUCAGCGCAUUGACAUGAGUGUGCUUGCUGAGAAACUGAAUUUGAAUUAUGAGGAGGCAGAAAGAUGGAUUGUGAAUCUUAUAAGGACCUCAAAGCUUGAAGCUAAGAUUGAUUCAAAAACAGGAACAAUUUUAAUGGAGCCCAAUCAUGCCAAUGUGUAUGAACAGCUUAUUGAUCAUACAAAAGCACUUUCUGGCCGCACUUACAAAUUGGUCAGCCAGCUUCUGGAACAUGCUCAGGCUCAGGUUACCCGGUAGAUUUUUUAGUGGUAGUGGUCGAUUGAAAUUGAUGAAUUAGUUUUAUCCUUACAAAUUUUGGAUUAAGAGCAACUACAGUUGAUGUCUUUUAUGUAGAUUCAUGCCUUAUUGCGAGGAAUCUAACAAUUCCUAAAUUGUAUGGUGCUGUAAUAUGCUGUUAUAAGAUUAACAUUAAUAUGCUUUGGAUCAAUUGAUUUAAGAAUCAGGAGGCUAUGUGAAGAUUGGAAUGAGCCUAUGCCUAUUGAUUACAA